Messenger RNA from Xenopus laevis (African clawed frog), 3062 nucleotides. RefSeq names its product pyroglutamylated RFamide peptide receptor-like 2 gene 1 [provisional] L homeolog (gene prfprl2.L). The record is from RefSeq and is a predicted model, not a curated record. The coding region runs from base 326 to 1657 and encodes 443 amino acids. NCBI's taxonomy places the organism in Eukaryota, Metazoa, Chordata, Amphibia, Anura, Pipidae. The transcript has 6 exons.
UGCUUUAUAGCACAGCUGAGGCUACACUGCCCUCUGUGUUGUCAGCCAGGCAGACAGGGGAGGGAACACUAGAUUAUUUUCUUGUUUCUACACCGAUGCCUUCUCAGAAGAAGAAAAGUGGGACCCUUCAGCAUGCACGGGGAAAGCAAGCAAAGUUUGUGGGUUGAAAGUUUCCUCAGCGAGAACCCUUUGGGGGGCAUGGGAUAUUACAGAUUAAAUAAUUCCUGCUGUGUUUUAUUGUAUGUUACUUAAACUUCACUCUGAUUCCAAGUGGCACUGUAUUCUGGGUCUAAUUCUCUAGUCAUCCUGAUUGGGGGGCAGCUGUAUGAGACGGAUCCCAUUAUCUUCAAGCUUCAGCACCAUGGACAGAAGGCUCAACAUAACUCCAGAAACCCUAAACCAGCUGCUGAAGGAGCACAACAUGACCAGGCUCCAGUUUAUUGCUGCCUAUGGCCUCAAACCUUUGGUCUAUAUACCGGAGCUGCCCCUCAGUGCCAAGGUCAUCUUCUUGGUCUUGUAUAUCAUCAUUUUUAUCCUGGCUCUAUUUGGCAACAGCCUGGUGGUUUAUAUCAUUAUUAGAAAGAAGACCAUGAGGACAGUCACCAACAUCUUCAUCUGCUCAAUGGCUUUCAGUGACUUGCUGGUAACUUUCUUCUGUAUCCCUUUUACUUUGCUGCAGAACAUCUCUUCUGAGUGGCUGGGAGGCCGGUUCGUUUGUAAAAUGGUGCCUUUCAUCCAGACCACGGCGGUGGUGGCCAGUACUCUCACCAUGACCUGCAUUGCAGUUGAGAGGUACCAAGGAAUCGUACAUCCGCUCAAAAUGAAGAGGCAAUACACCAACAUCAGGGCCUACAAGAUGCUCGGAUGUGUUUGGUCAGUCGCCAUUGUCGUUGGAUCUCCAAUGCUUCAUGUCCAGACCUUAGAGGUGAAGUAUGACCUGCUAUAUAAUUUGUACCACGUGUGCUGCCUGGAAUCUUGGAGCGAUGUCGGCCUGCGCAGGGCAUACGCUAUCUUCAUCCUUGUGGCCCUCUUCCUUGUUCCUCUUGCUGCCAUGUUGCUGCUAUAUACUCGCAUCGGCUAUGAGCUGUGGAUCAAAAAACGUGUUGGGGACUGUUCUGUGCUAAACACCUUGAGCCGCAAUGAGAUGGCCAAAAUCACCAGGAAGAAGAAGCGAGCAGUAAUGAUGAUGGUCAUUGUUGUGCUCUUCUUCACAGCCUGCUGGGCGCCCUUUCAUGUGGUACACAUCCUUUUCGAAUACAAUAACCUAGAGGACGAGUAUGACGAUGUGACAGUGAAAAUGAUUGUGGCCAUCGUACAAGCGGUUGGAUUUUUUAAUUCCUUCAAUAAUCCUGUAGUCUACACUUUCAUGAAUGAAAACUUUAAGAAGAGUUUGGUGGCUAUCCUCUUCUGCCACUUCCGAGCACAGGAACCGGUGGAGCCAGCAGAUAAAAGGGACAGUCAACAAUCUGAAAGACCCAAAGGAGGAGCCACCAUGUUCUUUGCCCGGAGAGAUGGACGCAGUGGCCAAAGCCACCUUAGCGCAGAGAAUUUAGAGCUUAGACUUUGCGAGCAGUUUCCAAGUGCCCGACUUGAGUCUGUGGCUUACCCGCUAGUGAAUUCACACAAAGACUUGCUUCCAAAUGGCCAGUCUGCAUAAUGGCUGUCAGAAAAGGACUUUCUACUGGGUAAAUAUUUACUUAUGGUACAUGGAAUGUACAGAAUCCAUGAAAAUGGAAAAUUGUUGUGGAGACAAAUCUAAACGAACAGAAAUUAAAAGGAGCCAUAAGCCAAAAUUUUCAGAGACUGCACCACUUAAAAAACAGCUGAACUAAAUAUUUUGAUGAAUAUUAAUGCUAAGAAAUUGGAUUAAAGGGCGUAGCAUUAUGUCCCUGGAUACUCAGUGAUGGACUGAACUCCUUGGUGGAACAUGAAAUAUGAUAUUGCUGUUUUAAGCAAAGAAAGAGAGGUCAUUUGUCUUUUGCACAUAUUUUCUGUAUGCUGUACCCAACUGCAGUGGGGAGCAAUCAUUUCCAAUCUGAGAAUCCAUUUUUCUCUUCCAGUUCUGCAAGACUGUAUCUAACAUUCCAAGUCGUAUAUUUCUAGUACAGAGAUUGGCAGAGUGCUAACCUGCCAAUUCAGAGUUAUAAAUACAGCAAUGUAAAGUUCUCUCAUUAAAAUCCAUGGAGGGGUUUUAUAAGGAAAGUGACCUUUUCCAAAUGGGUCCUAACUUGGACGCUGAGCAUCAAUGUCCUUUACAUAAUGCAAAAGAGAAAGCCAGCCUUGCAAAAGGGAAAUGGCUACUAAAACAUAGAGAUAUGAUGUAUAAAAAUACACAAGAAUACAGCCUGCGGGCAACUGUUAUACAUGGAUGAUGGUUAUCCAAUGAAUGAGUGGUUUCCUAGUUCAGCCAAAGCAGAGGGCUCAUUCUAAGACCCAACAGCUGCAUGCAUGCCAUGGGUAACUUGGGGUAAUAGGUUUUGCACCAGAGCAGCUUCAUGAGUCUAGAUACAGAACCUGCAUGUGGAACAUCUAAAGAGAUUGCUUGAUAAUGUAAUACAGAGUAUAUUCAGCAUCGGUGCCCAUUUGCUCUUACAGUAGCACUUUGAGAAGAUGAUACAAUCCCAACUGCCACCCAGAAACACCCAUUGAAUACUCACAUUGACCUUAUAGUUCAUGGUACAUGCAAACAUACAGGAUGCUGGGUAAAAACACAGAUCUAUGGGGAUAUCAUUUAUGGGAAAAUUAUGGUUUUUGUUGCAGCUUUAUAGUCAACUGUUUCUGAGAUGUCAUAGUGCAUCCUGGCUCAUUGACACUUUAAAAAAGUGUGAGGGAAACUAGGAAUUUGCUAGUAGGAAAAUUAUGUUAUCGGCACCAUUAAUUUACUAGUAAAGCAAACUGCACUUAUGCAUCAGUAAUUCUGUACAAGUUGACAUCCAAUGGGGAACUAUUCUCCAAAUAGAUCUGCCCUCUUCCUUAAAAUUUUUACUUCCAAACUUUAUGGGGCAAAUUCACUAUGCGCCGAAGCGUCUAACGCUAGCGUCAAUUCGCUAGCGUUGGGCAUU